Messenger RNA from Camellia sinensis, 2530 nucleotides. The record is from RefSeq and is a predicted model, not a curated record. Lineage: Eukaryota; Viridiplantae; Streptophyta; Magnoliopsida; Ericales; Theaceae.
UCAAAUAUAAUAUAUUUUGUAGCCCUAAUCUCCCUAAUCUCUCGCUCACUCACUCCCUCGUUCCUCUCUCUCUGCUUCAUCUCUCGCUGUAGCCCUAAUCGAAGUUCUCUCUCGAUUUCGAUUUCGAAAUCUAUGUUUCGGUUAUUCUUUCUCAAUUUCGAAGCUUAUUUUGAAUCUGAGAAUAAUUGUUAAAGCCUUUGUAAACCCUUAUUUUGAAUCCUCAAGCCUUCAAAUCUCGCCUCUAUCUCAACCCUCUCUAAACCCUUAUCAUUCUCACAGAUUCAUCUUUGAGAUUCAGAGCGAUUUCGAUUUCGAUUUAGAAGCUCCACCGUCACCACCGUCUGUACCGGCUCGAUUUCUCUGAUAGUAAUGCAGAUGAUAUAUUUGGGGGUAGAUCUUUAAUGGGUCGGAAUCUUCUUCAUGCCAAGAAAGCAAAAUAUAUGACGAUUGAACAUUAACAUAUGGGGGUUUAUCAAUACGAAGUUCUCUCUCUCUCGAUUCCUCUUCAGCUCGGUGAUUCCUCGUAGUGAUUCAUCUCAGAGGGGGAACGAUGACAUUUGCAUGCCUUUGAUUCAACAUUCAGGCAAGGACUCUGUUUUUUUAAAUGGAAAUUGAGGCAGGAUAUGUUAUAACAGAAGCAAUUCUGAAGAUUGAUACUGAAAGACCUUUUGUGAUUAAAUUUGCAUUGCUUCUUGCUGGUCUGGGAGCAGCCAGGACAGGAAUAUGAGAAGCCCUUUCGAAUCACUAUAUAUCCAGCCAUCCUUCGAAUCUAUUAGUUGGUUGUGGAUUCACUUAGUAGUCAUCCCACUAUUCGGCCAAUGUCACAUCAACAACAAUCUCAUGUAUUUUCAUCCCAAGAGUAUCGGUUCACCUUUCAAAGAAAGAGAAGAAGAAGAAGAAGAAGUAACAAGAUAGGAACUUUCUUAAGUCCUAAUAUAGCUACCCCAACUUGAACGUGCUUCGCGCCGCGCUGCGAUAUCCAGACCGGAGUUGGACUGACCUGCUAAAUUUUGAGCCGACCUACCGAUACAGUGGAAAACGAAGGACCAGGGUAACUGACUUUUUGCUAGAAGCCUCUCCUGAACCGGACCCAUCCUUGCCUCAAAUCAACCUUAUCCUACUUACUGCCGAACAAGAAAUGGCCAAGAAGAGAGCCGUGCGAGCCCUUCUUACCGAAACAAACCCAACUGAGGUACCUCCAGCCGGUCAGCCUUAGGAGACCGUGGUGGCCCUUCCAUCUCAUCAACCCUCAUCAUCCCGCCAAAGGAAGCGUGCCCGGACUACUCCAACCGAGCAACGUCUGGUUGAUGAAGACGAAACCGUGGUUCCCCAAACCACUCUACCAACUCCUCCACCGAGCCCACAGCCGGAGCGUUCAGACCGAGCUAGCUCUUCUAAGUGGGCUCCAAAAAUCACCUUUCAGAACCGUGCUAUCACGGAUUCUGACUCAGUGGUCGCAGAGAAAGACCACCUGAUGGCAUUCAACCUGGCUAAAGGUGUUUGCCUUCCAGCCGACAUGAGGCACCACAACCACCUGACCGAGCUAAAGGCCCUUCGCUCGUCCACAAAAUCCAUGGUGCUGGCUAUACAGAAAAACCACAUUGCGCACAGGCGAGUGUUGGAACUUAAGAAAAGAAUAAGGCAGGCCAUGGCAGAAGCGGAUGCCAAAUCGGUCGAGCUGAAAGAAUGUCAACAGAAGACGGCCGAGCUAGAGGCCGAGGUGACCCGUCUAACCGGACUAGUUACCUCAACUAAUACUGAUAAACAAAAGGCUCUGGCCGUGAUGAAAGAAAAAUACCUGCGUGAGCUAGCCAAGCUUGAAGGAAAAAAGAAAGCCGAAAUAACGGAGCUUGAGAAGAAGCUGGAGGCUGCAGAGGACCGGGGCUUUAAAGAGGGUGAAGCCCUAUACAUCAAGCAGUGUGAAGCUGCAAAGGAUCUCUUCUUUAAAUGCGGGUGGAGGGGUGCUGUGGUGCAGCUCGGUCAUGGGCCUGAGACCGAGGUCUUCAAUCCUCCUCAAUACUUCAUACCGAGCUCACUGGCGGAGUAUGUUGCUACCACUCAGCAGCGGUUUCUUGAAGAUUUAGAUGAUGAAGAAACCGUGCCCAAUGAUACCUCGGUUGUCAAUGAUCCCGCCUGUCAGUCGGCUCGGUCGGAGCCAACGGUGGAAGACCUGACUUUCGAACUACCAACUGAAACCGUGCUUCCAAUCGAGACCAUACUCCCGACCGAAACCGAGCUUCCAACUGAAAUCGGGCUGCGAGUUGAACUUGAUGCGGAUCUUGAUGAUCUGUUUGCCUGACUUUCAUUUCUCUUCUUUUUGCUUGAUUUCUGUAUUUUCUUUUCUUUGCUUUUGGACACAGAUUGUAACCAGGCUGAGGCCCCAUCCUUUGUACUUGCUUUGAAUUUUUAAUGAAGUCUGCUUUUUUGUUCCAACUCUUAUUUCGGUUGAUCUCUAUGCUUAUACUUUACUUUCUAGCUGAAGUCUUGGAUGCGGUACAGCAUUCUCUUGCCGAGAUACUUUAUCCCGGUG